Messenger RNA from Haliotis rubra (blacklip abalone), 834 nucleotides. RefSeq lists its product as uncharacterized. The transcript is spliced from 3 exons. The record is from RefSeq and is a predicted model, not a curated record. The coding region runs from base 59 to 619 and encodes 186 amino acids. NCBI's taxonomy places the organism in Eukaryota, Metazoa, Mollusca, Gastropoda, Lepetellida, Haliotidae.
AACAUCACACACAAUAUACCAGCAUUGUUGACUUCCCUCAGAUGUGUUUCCGACAAGGAUGAAAGUACUGUCUUGGUUGGCUUUUCUAUGGGCUUUCAGUGUAUCCGAUGGAAGAAAAGCAUGUUCACCUGGAAGAUAUUGGGACUCUGGACUGGAUAAGUGUGAUCUAUGUUCUUCUAUAUGUGACUUUAUGGAACAACAAGGAACUGCCAAAGCAUGUCAAGAAAGUUGUCCUGAUUACAAAUCGGUGGCUGAUGCAAAUCAAGCGAAUGAACAAUCAAUCGUUAACGGUACAAGCAUGAUUGUGCCAGUGGUUGUAUGUGCCAUUGUUGGUGUGAUCUGUAGUAUUAUUGUAGCCGGGUUUCUCCUUCGUCGGCAUCGUCAACGACACACUGAUGCACCAUCUGACGAGCCCACCCCACAACCGCCACCUCUACCUCACUCAUCAGUAACAUACGUGGCUUUACCUAUUCAUACUCAGACGGAGGACACUGCAACAUCUGCCUCGUCUAUAGGAGCAUCUGCAGACCGACGGGAAGGCAUAGAAGCGAAUUUAAUGGGUUACCCAGACCUUCCAGACCGAUUUGAACCAAUCGGUGACGACAUCUCACCACGCUGAUGAGGACUCUGACCAGGAUGGGAUACAUUUUAAUUGGUGACAUUAUUGACUUGGUCAUAACACAGGAUGAUGGAACAGAUUCAAGAUUCCGCUAUUGUGCAUGCUGCUAUCAAGCUGAUCUUCCAGUGUACAGGAAAGUUUUUAGGAUUAAUUCGUUUGGUAGAAACAUAAAUGUAUUCUCAAAAAUAAAUUGCAGCCACAGUCGAGAUAGAUUU